CUUUCAUCCUGAAGUUGUCAGGCCAAAACCCUUCUAAUACCGUUUGCUAUAUAGCACAAGUACCAUAGUGAAAGCUCUUAACUUUACAGAACAUGAGUUUUUUCAAUGAGUCAAGCGCUUGCCAAGCAGCUUCAAAUCCUUUGAGCAAAAUUGUCGAUACGACUACUAAUGAACGUCAUAAUACAAGUGGUUUCAAUAACUUUCAAAGUGGACGAAGUGCACAAGUCCAGAAUAAUUUAAAUCGUUUUCAAAACGUAGACAAUACUGUUCAGCAUGAAUAUAACAACUUUUCAAACUCGGGUCAAAAUUUUCACUUGAACAAUGAGUUUAGUUUACAUGAUGUUGGGCUAAAUGAGCCGCAACAGUCACAUAUCCAGCAAGCAAAUUUGCACAUGCAGUCACAGCCAAACAACUGGGUGUCUGAUUUCCGGUCUUUUUCUUUGUCAGACGCCGCUCCUCAACAUUUGCAGCAACAUCAAAGCCAACAAAGCUACCAAGGUCAAAGCCAGCAGCAUGCUAAUCACCCGUUAUCGUCCAUGAACCUUUAUGGGCAUCAGAUGCAAAGUCCACACAUGAGCUCAACAACAAAAGUUUCUUUAGAUGCGCAGCAGCAACAGAAUCGUCAGUCCUCAACAAAUCUCAUGGAAAUGAAUAACGAAUUCGACAGUGCUUUCAGUGAAUUAGAAAAUGAAAUUAAUACAACAUCUGUUUCACAGAACCAGUCUGCAAAGGAGGAGGAAGAAAACAGCAAAGUUGUCAAUGAAGAAGAAGAUAAGGUAAAGUUUGCGAUCCUUGCUCAAAACGUAUUUAAUAUAAUGAACAACACUCCAAAGCACGUGUCCUCUAAUACAUCCAACAAAUUCAAACAAAGUGGCUUCAUGCAACUUAUGAACAAAAUCUCAAAUCGUGAGAUUGAAAUAAGCAAUGACAAAAAGAAAUUGGUUGACCAAGAUGGGAAUGAUAUCCGCUCGGACCUUUCAAAUCCUCUGGCUAACCUUCAGAUGAAUGAUAUUUUGGAGUCAUCUUUCGAUUCCGCCUUAAAAGUUUCUCAAACCACAGCAGUAAAAGUUGAUUCAAAUUCAUGGCAAGGAGAUUUUGCUUGAAAUGGUACAUAAUUUAUAUUGUAAUUAAUAGGUUAAUUUGCAUUUGUAUUUUCAGGUUUAUAUUAUUGAAAAAAAUAUUAUUGACUCUUUCUUC
Molecule: messenger RNA, 1197 nt
Organism: Pichia membranifaciens NRRL Y-2026
Lineage: Eukaryota; Fungi; Ascomycota; Pichiomycetes; Pichiales; Pichiaceae
Exons: 1
Coding region: 93-1103 (336 amino acids)
Source: RefSeq, a predicted model, not a curated record